This is a messenger RNA of Exophiala xenobiotica, 3319 nucleotides long. RefSeq lists its product as uncharacterized. The coding region runs from base 935 to 2953 and encodes 672 amino acids. The record is from RefSeq and is a predicted model, not a curated record. Lineage: Eukaryota; Fungi; Ascomycota; Eurotiomycetes; Chaetothyriales; Herpotrichiellaceae. The transcript is spliced from 2 exons. Gene Ontology annotation, biological process: regulation of GTPase activity; signal transduction. Gene Ontology annotation, cellular component: cytoplasm.
CGCACAAGCCCAAGUGCACGGUCUGCUCUUUUGUUUCUCUCUCCGCUGAGGGUCCGUUCUCAGUAUCUGCGCCGCAACUAAGAAGAAAGAGAAAACAUGCAGCAGUAGCGCCUCUGGCGCCAACAACUCCUCAUUCUAUCCUCACCGCCUGACCUGAUACGACAACCGCACACCUCAUCUUUUGGCUGCGCCCUUCUCCCUCCCACAGCAUCCUGCCAACACACCAAACUCUCCAGUCAUCUCAAAUCUUACUAUAUCCCUAUAACCACAAACUCUUUAGGCUCGGGAGCCCGCGCUUUCGAUCUUUCUGUCGUCCCUGGCCUUGUUGUGAGGAGCUUUGGCCGCCCGGGCCUGGUCAGCGAUCCUUCGUUUCUGUCACUCUUUCAACCCACCACGGUUCCUCCUUUGUUAGAACUUAGCCGCUCUCCGCGUAAGCCACCUCAUGACAUUGACACCCAGCCUGUCACGCGUCCACACCUUUGAAUGAGACUCGAAUGUCCACGAACCGUUGACGAUAUUCUCUUCGACUCUCGCAGCCCGUCUCACUGCACCUGGAUCAGCCUUAUUUGGUCAGCACCAAAGAUUAUAAUAUUUCUUGGACCGAAUCGUUAAUAGAAAGAGCACACCUGUGCGCGCAGCUUGCGGAGACAUCAGGGUAUCGACAGCUACGCCUUGGAUUAAAGGGGCAUCGGCAAACUGUGCCCUCUGUCCGUUCGAGAGCAAAAUACACCUGUGCUACGUAUCUGCCUCCUUCUUACAUUCAAAUCUUGGAUACUUUCUGCGCUCGUCAGGAAGAGGCUGUACAGACAUAAACUACAUCCGUCGGAGAAUAUCGAGGUUCCAUUGACCUGGGGCAAGGAGGUUGUUGUCCGACAGGAAGGGCGGCCGGCUACCUGCAGUCGGCCCUGUGAAUGACAUCUCAGGAGACACAAAUAUGCCUAGGGCUUCGGGCUUGCCCUUCCUCAAUUUGUCUCCGAAAAACAAUGAAGAAUUAAACGGCCUGACGCCUGCGACAUUGAGCCCUCGCUCAACGGGCUCUCCGCACACUCCAGGUUCCGCGCCAGGUUCACCUUUUUUGCAGGAGCCACCGACGCCGUCGCUAAUGAACCCUCUUUCUGCGUCGUCCCAUAAUGUCAAUGGUGGAUAUCGAUCGGGGCCAAAUUCCCCUAGAAUUACGGCUAUGCCCGAAUUCCCUCCCUCCCCCGGUCCAGUACCGCAUUCACCGAAACAUGGACGCGAGGCAUCCAAAGGGUUCUUCUCAAAUUUGAUGGCCUCCAAAUCCUCCCACAAAUUACAAUCUUCAGAGGCAAGCAUUCCAGAAGCCGGUGAAAAACCGGCAGGGAGAAGCCGAGCGAGUUCGAAAGACAGGUCGUUGCAUUCUGUGAAGAAACAAGGCUCGACUCCAGAUUUACCCCAGAUGGGUUCGACCAGUGGUCCUUUGACUGGCAAUGAUGCUGCUCCUUCAGAAUACUCAAGUCAGCAAACCUCUAGUCAGCAGACCUCUAGUCAACAAACCUCCACAGAGCCCGCACAAGGUCACAAGAAGGGCAAGUCGAAGCUUGGAGGCAUACUAACAAGGACAAAGACCCUGAAGCUGGAGGACCCCCUACCAAGACCGAAAGGCACAAUCCCGAGUCAAAUUCAUGUUGACACGGCACACCACAACAACGACAAGCUGGAACCGUCCCCUAAGACCGCUCCCCUCAAGAUUGAUCAUAGAGAAAGAGCAUUUGGACAUGAAAGAGCCCCUAACACGAGAAAUCACUCAGCGGAUCGUUAUGUCCGCGAGGAAUCCAAUUUGAGCAGGAGGGAACGUCAAACAGGCAAUGUUCCACUCUCACAAUCCUUCAGAGAGGGUUCCACCCUUCAGAUAUUGUCAAACAUUGGGCAAACUGGUAAAGGCAUGAGUGAUCGUCUGGGCAAGGCUGGUAAAGGCUUCUUCGGCAAGAUCACACGAAGCGGGAGCAGCAAUGAACGUGAAAUUGUCACGGAUGACAAUUAUAUCUGUACUACCAUCAAUCUGCCCCUGGUCAAGCAAACUCGCAAAACCAGAAUAGCUCGUCGACUUGAAUUGUCGAAGGACAAGACGGAGUUCUGGAUGCCUGCGCUGCCAUGGCGCUGCAUUGAUUAUUUGAACAUGAACGGCUCUGAAGAAGAAGGCCUGUAUCGAAUUCCGGGAAGCGGUAAAGAAGUCAAACAUUGGCAACGCCGUUUCGACACCGAAUAUGAUAUCAAUCUCUUCGACGAGCCGGAAUUAUACGAUAUCAACACUAUCGGCUCCAUGUUUAAGUCGUGGUUACGAGAACUCCCGGACGAGAUCCUGCCAAAGUCCAUACAAAACAAAGUGGCUACUCAAUGCGCUGGCGCAACAUCAGCACCUCAACUUCUGAAGGAUGAACUCUCCUCUCUGCCGCCCUUCAAUUACUAUCUGCUCUUUGCUAUCACCUGCCACCUGAGUCUACUUCAUAGCUAUGCCGACAAAAACAAAAUGGACUACCGAAAUCUGUGCAUUUGCUUCCAACCCUGUCUUAAAAUCGAUGCGUUUUGCUUUCAGUUUCUCGUCAUGGACUGGAAGAAUUGUUGGCAGGGAUGCUGGACAGAGAAAGAAUACCUCGACGAGGAGUAUCGCUUUCAGCGCGAAGGUUCCGUGGGCGAGAGUGAAGAUCUCGCUGUGGACGACAGAGCCAUCUCAUCAAGUGGCAGUAGUCAGCCACAAGCGGCUCCUGUGCCACCUCGCAGCGCGGAUGCCGCUGCUCAACGAAAGUCAAUGGCACCAAAGACAAAACAAAGGAGUUUGUCUUCAGGCGCGGGGUCUAGGGAUAGAUCCAACAGCGGCCAUGCGACGACUCAGAGCGUGCCCGCAGUACCAAGAAUGGUCACACCUGAACCCCCUAAAGUGUCGCUCGACCAGAAGUUGCCCGAGUUGACGGGUCUUUCGCCGAUCAGGAUGUAGAUUGGUUUAUUACACUAUUCACCAGAUACCCCUUUUUACGACGCAUCAGUGGAAUGGAGAGGAGCUUGAAAGAAUUCAUCAGUGAUUUUGAUUGCUGUCUGCAUGUUGCUGAGCGAUUGCUGGAUGGAGCUCAUGGAGCUCUUGAAAAUUUGGCUGUAUUAUCUAGCUGGUUGGAGACUAGCAUUGACGUCUUUUUUACGCUUUGCAUUGCUUUUUCACCUUGGUCUUUGGACUAUUAUGCGUUGGAGAAAAGAGGAUGCAGAGAGAGUGGGAGAAAACCGAGGCCAUAAGCCCCAUGUGUAUGAUUAGGUGGAUGAGGCAGACGAGCCUUUCGAGAUCGAAUAGAUGGACUUGAAUUUCGGAGAG